This is a messenger RNA of Nematostella vectensis (starlet sea anemone), 5324 nucleotides long. Its product is annotated as sodium-dependent phosphate transporter 1-A. Gene Ontology annotation, cellular component: membrane. Lineage: Eukaryota; Metazoa; Cnidaria; Anthozoa; Actiniaria; Edwardsiidae. The record is from RefSeq and is a predicted model, not a curated record. Gene Ontology annotation, biological process: phosphate ion transmembrane transport. The transcript has 10 exons. Gene Ontology annotation, molecular function: phosphate transmembrane transporter activity. Bases 723 to 2411 code for a protein of 562 amino acids.
AUUACCCAGAAGACCCCUUGGGUCCGAGUGUCAUACCUUUACCAUUGAAGUUUGAAAAAUAUCAUCGCCUGAUACUCAGGCUAACAAAAUACAGUUGAACCUCUAACGAACCUCUAUUAAGCGGACGCGGACACAUUUCACUGACUUUUUUUUUACGCUACGGAAACUUUCUUAUAAUGAUGCCAUGGAAAACCCAAACACAGCGAGCGUCGCCGACGAGCACUUCAAUAUCGCCAGAUACGAGUGCCGUUCGCGAGGUAAUGUGAGAUGUGAAGUGUUCAGACACGUGGACACGUGAAAAGCAAACAGCAGACUUCGCCUCAAGACUUAUCUCGAAAUACACCGAUAUUAUACUCUUCGAGACGAGCCAACUCUGUUAAAAGAAGCAGAACUGAAGCUCUAGAUAUUUCUGAGCAUAGAAAUUGCAUUCAUUUUCAAGUGAAUCCCUUUUGCUGGGUGCGAAACAUCCGCAGCGGGAAAGUCGGCCAGCAUAGAAACUGAAUAUCAACAUUCGACUUCUGUUGUGAGGAAAACGGCAGCUUUGUUUAGGAGGAGCCUUAAACCGCCACAUACAGCCGCAAACUACAAGCUUAGAUACAGAAUUAUCUCAUUCUUAUGGCUACAUAAAGAACUUGACCGGCUCUCCUCUUAAAACACGUGCGUUCGGUGUCGGCUUUAGAGCGGACGUUUUAAACAGUGAACUCCCUCUCAAAUUAAGAGCAAUGUUGGAACCCCAAGAUUCCGAAUAUCUAUGGAUUGUGAUUCUAGGAUUUAUCCUAGCCUUUGUGCUAGCAUUUGGUAUUGGGGCUAACGAUGUAGCGAACUCCUUUGGGACUUCGGUUGGUUCAAAAGUACUCACGCUGAAGCAAGCAUGCAUUAUCGCAAGCAUAUUCGAAGUCGCCGGCGCUGUUCUCAUCGGGGCGCGCGUUUCUGACACUGUGCGCAAAGGUAUCAUUGACAUCAACUCUUUUAAUGGUACUGAGGAGUAUGCCAUGGUUGGCUCCCUCUCAGCGCUUACUGGCACUAGCGUCUGGUUACUGGUCGCCACAUUCUUUAACCUACCGGUGUCUGGCACCCAUAGUGUUGUUGGGGCUACAAUGGGCUAUGCUCUGGUAGCUCAGGGCCUACAUGGAGUGCAAUGGAAGACAUUUGGGAAGAUCGCUGGUUCAUGGGUCGUGUCGCCUCUUCUAUCAGGUCUCAUCAGCUCCCUCCUCUUCAUGCUUGUCAGGCGUAUCAUUCUUAGAAAGUCUGAGUCCUUUGAAGCAGGACUGAAGUUCCUCCCCCUGUUUUAUGCGUUCACCAUCACAGUUAAUUUCUUCUCUGUCUUCUACAAGGGAUCUCACAUGCUGCACUUUAACAAGAUCCCGCUGUACGGUGUUCUCAUCCUGACCUUCGGCAGCGGUAUAGUCACAGCCCUAUUUGUGCGGUUCUACCUGGUGGGGUUCAUGCGCCGCAGAAUAAUACGUGAGGUGGACCAGCUGGGUAUCGAUGUGAAAGCCAUGUACACUCCUGAUGUGGACCCAGCCGAGCUCCUUCAAAGGGUGGAAGUGAUCAUCGAAGAGAAUGAAGAUGAGGUUGAAGCAGCAGAAAAGUCAGUUGAUCCUGAGGCAAAUGGCGAUACCAGCAAACUGUCUAAUGGAGUAACGAAGCCUGCACGAGAAUUAAACUGUCAAGUGUCACACCACAGCAUCCUAUCCGGGACACCGACUGACAAAAAGCAACUGAUCCCUGAUUCCCCGCAAGAGCACUUGCAUGAACACCCCCUUGAACACCUGCAUGGGCCCUCUGACCUGAACACGUUUGAGGGACGCAAGCUGGCAAUGCAGCAUCAGUCGAUCCGGAGGCGCACCUGGUCUAUGGGAAUGCAAGACAGGACGACGGCAAGGUGCCUGAUCACUGAUGAACCCAAGACUGGUCGGUUGUUUGCCUUCCUGCAGAUCUUGACAGCUUCAUUUGGGGCAUUUGCACAUGGGGGCAACGAUGUUAGCAAUUGCAUUGGUCCGUUGAUAUCCCUGUGGACGAUUUACUGGACUGGAGAGAUAGCUCAGAAAGUUGCUAUCCCGGUCUGGAUUCUUCUCUACGGAGGAGUCGGCAUCUCCAUCGGGCUCUGGGUUUGGGGUAGGCGUGUCAUCAAGACUGUGGGAGAGGACCUUACGCCCAUCACUCCGUCAAGUGGUUUUACCAUUGAGAUUGGCUCAGCGCUCACCGUGCUUUUGGCCUCUAACCUUGGCAUCCCCAUCAGCACCACCCAUUGCAAGGUGGGGUCGGUCGUCAUGGUUGGGCGUGCCCGCUCUAGGGAGGUAGUGGACUGGAAGGUCUUCCGCAAUGUCGUCCUGGCAUGGAUUGUCACCAUGCCUGUUGCAGGUGCUAUUUCAGCUGCUGCUUAUGCGGCACUGCGUGAGAUUCUAUAGUGAUGUCCCAAGUUUAGUAAGCCAAGCACUGGUUUUGUUUUAGCAGGGGCUUUUAUAGUGCAUUUUACAUGCAUUAGCCUACGUGUAGCCGCUGACUCGCGAAAAUAUACUCUCGUAGCGUCUACGAAACGGCGGCGAUAAUCGUGUUCUGUGACGCCAUUGUAAUAAUUUUGAAUGAAUUAAUUUUGACAGCCGUGCAUGGGUUUUUUCUUAUUCAGCGCGCGAAACACGUUCAGGUUUUGUCCUGCAAAAAAAAACAUUCCAACAUCGCCUUAUAAUGCUGCUACUUUCCAAUCGCACAUUCCUUUGUUUCAAUUUUGCUAAUGUAUACCUGCACUCUUUGUUAUUGGUAAAUGAGAAAGAUUACGAACGGUAUCUCGUGGAUAGCAAGCACUCCUCGACUUUCAGCGUUCGAAGUGAACUUGAGCUUUUAGAUUUCUGUGUACAUAACACAAACGCAUACAUAUGCAGGAGUUGCCCUAAUCUGCUGCUUAAAAGUUGAAAUUUGGUGAAAAAAAACCUACCCUCUUUAGAUAGCACUUUGGAAAAUAACUAAAAUAACGAAAUUGCUUGGUAAAUGAAAGACUUUGCGUGUAGCCAGUAGGAAGUCUCACAGAGACAUCGGCACCAUCGUUUAGAAAAGCAGAGAUAGGUUUCUCUUGUUCUUUGUGUGGUUUCUCUAUCCCAAAUAACGUUGACUAAAGGCUGUGGCUGUUUUUCUCCAUAUUUGAACCGCUCGAUAAACUCACACCGGAAACAGCGGGAACUCAUAAUGUCAACUUCUGAUCUGAGCCAAUCAAAAUAUCCAAGAGAACUUGCUAAGUGAAGUGGCCAAUCAGAGACUAGGUUUUCCUUUUAAAGGAGUGACGUCACGGAACACGAUUAUCGCCGCCGUUGCGUAGACGCUACGAGGGUAUAUUUUCGCAAGUCAGUGGCUACAUGUAGGCUUCAGGUGUAUAUGCAUCAGUGGUUGAUUUAAAGAAAAACUUGUUUUUACCUCAGUUGCAUCCAAAAGGUCAGGUUGUUGUAUUGAUGAUGUAAAUGUGAUAUUGCAGAAUGCAAGUACAUUCUUGUCAAUCUGCCACUCUGGGAUGAUUCGUGUCUGUAGGGGAAUUUUGGAUGGCUUUUACAAUGUUUUGAGAUGAAUCCUCAAUCAAGAAAAUAAUAGCUUAGUCCCAACUCUCGAUACAGUUUGAUUUCUCUCACUCAUUCACUUUCACCGACUAUUGUAAACUAUCAAAUUCAGAUUGGAAGCUGAUGUGAAUUCUACUGUUCCAUCAUGAAAAAGAGGAAAUUUACUUUAUCACGUGAGAGAGAAAUUUAUCGAAAUCAUGUGAGAGAAAUAUCACUUGUCAUUCCCUAUUCGGUAAAUUCUGCAUUCGAUAUAGAUUUCCAUUUUUAUAACUCUUCUCAACAACCUAGACGCCAUGUUGAAAAUUACCCAUAUGACCCUGGGGACGAGGUUGUCUUCUCAUCCUCUCUACCCUGUGAUAGCAAGAGUAAAAAUUCUCGUCGCUGACAUCAAAUCCUGUCCCCCUUUACUUAUUCGCAGUGGCAAUAUGCCUGACAUUUGAAAAAGGUCCCAAAUGGACUAAAUGCCCGACAGUUUUCCAUUUUUUUCCAAACAACCCCUUAAAUUGUCGACCUGGUGAGUUAGAGGUAUUCUAUAUUUGUUGAAAAAGGGCAAACAAACCUCAAUUGAGCUUUGUUGUCGUUAUUGGAUGUUUUUCGUCGUCUAUGUACACUAUAGAAUCGUAAUUUUAGUGUCACUAAAGAAUUUUAUUCAACAUGCUGCAAAAUGUCGGCAGCUUUGUUGUCGAAAGUGAUUUUUUUUCCCUUGCAUAUACGUUUUUUUGCAUACGCAUUUUUUUUGCUACAAUAACACGGUCAGGUAAUGUGCUUAUAGUGUAUACAAGCAAAACACUUUCUUUUUCGACAACAAAGCUCGAUUCAGAUUCCCUUGCCCUUUCUAAACAAAUAUAUAAUACUUUGAGCUCACAAUGUUGACAAUUUAUCUUGAUAUUUUAGCAAAUUGAGAGCUGUCGAGUUUUAGCAGCAUAUUGUAGAAAAUUCCAAAGUGCCACUAAAAUUACGAUUCUACGGUGUACAUAGUAAACAGAAAACGCUUUAUAUCAAAAACAAAUUGGUAUUAAUAUAAUUUUAUGAGCUGCCGGUGACUGCGUGUUUCAUGGUUUUUACGGCUCAUAGCCAAAGAAUAGAUUGCUUUUACAAUAGCUUUAUAUACAUUUAAGGGUCAAGCAAACUUAAUAGAUUUUUCAAGAGUGUAAGGAACAUAUAUAAUGGUGCUUUGGAAGAAUAUUUUAUUUGUCAUUUAUCCUGGAUGUCAUGAAAAUGGUCCAAGUUUUAGGCUACUAGCAUGGGAGGGAAGUUUAAUCGAUCGAUCUCUAAGGGUAUGUCUAAAGGAGGUUGAUCUGAACUCUGUUCUAAAAAAUGGAAAUAGUGUGCUAUUCCAAAUUCAAAGAGUGUAAAAUGGAAAUAAUUUCCACAUCAAGCCCAUGUCUAGGCCAAAUAUAAAACUGAGAAAAAGCUUCAUACUAUUUGACUGGCACUCUGUUUCUAGUGCGACUUAGGGUGUGGCUACAUUUUAUAUGAACAUCAUCCUCAAUUACCAAUAACCAGAUAGGAAGCUACGAAGAAGCGGACCUGUUCCAGUCUUGCUCGGCCUCGGAACUUGAGGUCCUUGCGGAUGUUAUCUGGGACAUUCCUAGUUGAUAUGGGUUAGUUCGUCAUGUAAGACCUCAUGAAUGAGCUCUAUUUCCCUAACCCUAGCCCUAACCCUACAUGAAGUACUGACUUUGGUGUUUUGCAUGGACAAACUGACUCUUGGAUGUUAGUGAAAAGUUUGAGUAGCAAAUCCUUGUAAAGUUGAUUAAAUAAAAGCGAGUGGUACUA